AUGGAUCAAACCUCGAAUGGCAUGGAGGCUAUGGACUCUAGGGAAGCCGAUUUCGAUGUCGAUGCUAUUUGUGAAAUUAUUAGGGUUCGUGUGUGUACUGGGCUUACUCGGGCUUGUAAGUUGUUGGGGUCGCUCGAUGACUACAUGAUGCACACGGGGAAGAAUGAAGAUCAGAAUAACUUGGUGUCCAACAGAGAUGUGAUCAAGGGCGUGCUCCUCCAACAAGCAGUUCAGGCUGUUGUGGCCACAAUCCUCUUUGUUUUAUUUCGGAAUGCUGAAAGCAACGCGGAGGUGAAAGCUUUGGAUGUGGAUGCAAUCCUUAUUUCCCACAUUCAUGGUAGAAGACCUCGGCAAAAACGUGUUUACCGAAACAUGGAAAUCGUGGCUGCAAGAGCACAUAGCCUCGACUGGCAAAUGCCUCUGGAGAUUCUGAUUAACCUGCUGAAAGAAAACAAUGUGGUGACCUUCAUUAAGGGUUCGAGGGGGCCCAUAGUGCAGGAAGUCGAGGCCGCGAGGAGCCUCAUCCGGAAUGUUGAAAGGGAAGAUCUGGCCAGGCUUGAGAGUGUCGAUAGGAAAACGAGGGGCAGAGACGUACCUCAACAAUUAUUCGGGAUUGUGCGGCAGAUACAGAGGACCAUGAUCCAUUUCCAGAGCAAGGAGCAGACGACAGAGGCGCUGAAGCUGUAG
Striga asiatica is the source of this 687-nucleotide messenger RNA. The record is from the annotation of a GenBank genome assembly. NCBI's taxonomy places the organism in Eukaryota, Viridiplantae, Streptophyta, Magnoliopsida, Lamiales, Orobanchaceae.